GGACAAAUGUUGGUUGCUCGGCCCCUGAUUCUUCAUACUUUCCUCCUUGAGAGCACUCCAAAGUGUACUCCUCCUCCAAUCUUAUCAUUUCAUUGGUCAUCCCUUCUUCCUCCUCCAACCCCCACUUUCCUGCAUUCUUCGGGGGACUUGGGUUUUCGUGUUGAUUCUCUCUCUUUCUUUCUUUGCCCCCUUUUUUGUGAACUUUUAGGGACGUGGGGGCCUGUGAAGAUUUGACUUUGAUACUGUUCAAUUUUGCAUCUGAAAUGCCGUAAACAAAAGGUGGUUUACCCUUUUUCUGGGCUUUUCCUUUUCCAUAUUCUUGAAGCUAUUGCCACUACGGAGCAAGCUUUGCACUGCGUACACUCACAGUUGUGUUGACGUUUUCCUUCAAUUUUCUCUGAUUACUACUGUUCUGAUAACUGUGGGUGCAUGUAAUGUGGCCGGUCGGUCCCAGUCUGGUCAGUGUUAUCUACUUCACCUCUCACUGAUUGGGCUUUCCGUGGGUUUCUCGGGGAUCUGGAUCUGGGUGCUCAGUUUGCUCUGGAAUUCAGUGUAUUUGGGACACUCUUCUAGAGAGGGAGAGUAGAGAGAGAGAGAGCCAUGUCAGGCAAAUCGGCUGAGCCGGCGCCGCACCCGCCGAAGGAUCAGCUUCCCAACGUCUCCUUCUGCAUGACUAGCCCUCCUCCAUGGCACGAGGCUAUCCUCCUUGGGUUUCAACAUUAUUUGGUGAUGCUGGGCACCACGGUUAUCAUUCCCACAGCUCUUGUUCCUCAAAUGGGGGGAGGGAAUGAAGAGAAAGCAAAGGUGAUUCAGACACUGCUCUUUGUUGCUGGAUGUAACACCUUACUGCAGACAUUCUUUGGUUCUAGAUUGCCUGCUGUGAUUGGAGGGUCAUACACAUUUGUCGCAGCCACAAUUUCAAUUAUCCUCUCUGGUCGAUUCAGUGAUCCAGAUCCUAUAGAGAGAUUCAAAAAGACAAUGCGGGCAAUCCAGGGUGCAUUAAUUGUUGCUUCGACUCUUCAGAUAGUCCUGGGUUUCAGUGGCCUUUGGCGUAAUGUCACAAGGUUUCUGAGUCCACUCUCAGCUGUUCCUUUGGUCGCUCUUGCUGGUUUUGGGCUUUACGAGUUUGGUUUUCCUGGGGUUGCUAAAUGUGUUGAAAUUGGGCUGCCACAGCUUAUCAUCUUAGUCUUUCUCUCACAGUAUCUGGCCCAUAUUCUAGGCAAAGGAGAGAAAAUCUUUGAACAAUUUUCUGUAAUAUUUUCGGUGGCGAUUGUUUGGAUUUAUGCUCACAUACUCACUAUAGGUGGGGCCUAUGAUGAUAAACCACCAAAAACACAAAUAAGCUGCCGUACUGAUCGUGCCGGGCUUAUUGAUGCUGCUCCUUGGAUAAGGGUUCCUUAUCCCUUUCAAUGGGGAGCACCUUCAUUUGAUGCUGGUGAAGCCUUUGCCAUGAUGGCUACGUCUUUUGUUGCUCUUGUAGAGUCCACUGGUGCCUUUAUUGCUAUUUCAAGAGCUGCAAGUGCAACUCCCAUGCCGCCUUCUGUUCUCAGCCGAGGUGUCGGUUGGCAGGGAGUUGCCAUUUUAGUGUCAGGGAUGUUUGGAACUGUGAAUGGAUCUUCGGUAUCUGUUGAAAAUGCUGGUCUUCUAACUUUGACUCGUGUCGGCAGUAGGCGGGUUGUGCAAAUAUCAGCUGGAUUCAUGAUUUUCUUUUCUAUUCUUGGGAAAUUUGGAGCCGUCUUUGCCUCGAUUCCAGCACCAAUAGUUGCUGCUUUAUAUUGCCUUUUCUUUGCUUAUGUGGGUUCAGUUGGUUUAAGUUUCCUUCAAUUCUGCAAUCUCAAUAGCUUCCGAACAAAAUUUAUACUGGGAUUCUCCAUCUUUCUGGGCCUGUCAAUACCCCAGUAUUUCAACGAGUACACCGCAAUUAAUGGGCGUGGCCCGGCUCACACAACCGGGAGAUGGUUCAACGAUAUGAUCAAUGUUCCCUUCUCAUCGGAGGCAUUUGUUGCCGGCGUGCUGGCCUACUUCUUGGACAACACAAUACGCAAGAAGGGUGAUCAGAUCAGAAAAGACCGGGGCAAGCACUGGUGGGACAAAUUCAAGUCCUUCAAGACCGACCCGAGAAGCGAUGAGUUCUACUCUCUGCCCUUAAACCUCAACAAAUACUUCCCAUCGAUGUAACGUCAACGUUGCCGGAGAGCUGCAACUUGCCCUUGCACUGGCUUACUUGCAUCUAAUCUGUGAUGCCUAAUAUCACAUAGAAAUUGUUCUAUUUCAUGUGUUCCAUCUUGUUGCAUAAGAAGCAGUAGAAAUCAAUCUUUUCUGCAGGAUAUCUUAGGAAUUGUUGAUUUUUAUCUUGUUGCUGUAAAUCGAAUGGGAAGAUGAGGGCUUGAAAAGGUAGCAAUCAAACAUGUUUUCUGAUCUCAGCUCUGCAUUUUGCCGCAUUUUCUGUGUAAAUCAGUCCCUUUUUAGUUGGUUUGCUGAUACAACUCUGAAGAUUUACAGAGGAAAUCUGGUUUGCUAGAUGUUGCAUGACAUUGAAAUUCACCUUCCCUAA
Diospyros lotus (date-plum) is the source of this 2554-nucleotide messenger RNA. Its product is annotated as nucleobase-ascorbate transporter 6-like. Gene Ontology annotation, cellular component: membrane; plasmodesma. Gene Ontology annotation, molecular function: transmembrane transporter activity. Bases 601 to 2178 code for a protein of 525 amino acids. NCBI's taxonomy places the organism in Eukaryota, Viridiplantae, Streptophyta, Magnoliopsida, Ericales, Ebenaceae. The transcript has 14 exons. The record is from RefSeq and is a predicted model, not a curated record. Gene Ontology annotation, biological process: transmembrane transport.